CACUUUCAACUUUGACAUAUGAACCGCACGUCUUAUACGCUACUUCAUUUAUGACUACUGUUCGAAGACGUGGCCUUUGCAAAAAAAAAGUUGUCAGUAGAAGAACAAAUAGCUAGUAAAGAUGGAGUUGGAGGCAAUGACCAGAUACACAAGUCCUGUGAACCCAGCUGUGUUUCCUCAUCUCACAGUGGUUCUCCUAGCUAUUGGCAUGUUCUUCACUGCUUGGUUUUUUGUCUAUGAGGUGACCUCUACAAAAUACACAAGAGAUAUCUACAAGGAAUUACUCAUUUCACUCGUUGCUUCACUUUUUAUGGGAUUUGGUGUACUCUUCCUUCUACUCUGGGUUGGCAUUUAUGUAUGAAACCUUGGAUGGAGAAGUUCUGUAAGUAAAACAGAUUUUCCAUUGAAGUAGCGAUCAUUCCAGGAAGCAGAUUUACACCAUGCACAGACUGUAAUGAUGCCUUUAAAAGGCUGCUGUUCCAAAGAUCUGCAGUUCGAUGGUCAUUGAUAAACUUCCAUAUGGUCCAGAGAUUAUAUGUUUUACAGAUAAAUAAACAGUUAUGUUUUUUUCAA
Molecule: messenger RNA, 573 nt
Organism: Protopterus annectens (West African lungfish)
Lineage: Eukaryota; Metazoa; Chordata; Ceratodontiformes; Protopteridae
Gene: TMEM258
Product: transmembrane protein 258
Exons: 4
Coding region: 122-361 (79 amino acids)
Biological process (GO): protein N-linked glycosylation
Cellular component (GO): membrane-bounded organelle
Source: RefSeq, a predicted model, not a curated record